Molecule: messenger RNA, 1037 nt
Organism: Ylistrum balloti
Lineage: Eukaryota; Metazoa; Mollusca; Bivalvia; Pectinida; Pectinidae
Product: zinc finger protein 728-like
Exons: 2
Coding region: 137-592 (151 amino acids)
Source: RefSeq, a predicted model, not a curated record
AUCCAGACAAGUUGUCUCCCCUCUAUGGGUGCUUCUUACAAUCCAAGUGAUCCCCAUUGAGUUACAUGUCGGGGCUGAUGAGGACGUGAAGAGUGCACCUGAUGUCUCAGUGGAAGAAACCGAAUCAGUGGCUGAGAUGUACUUCUGUCCAAUAUGUAACGUGCCAUUCAAAUCACAGAAACGCUUGGCAAACCAUGUCCUGUUCCACAAGGAGACACUGCAUCGUUGUGCUCUGUGUGACAUUCGCUUUACCAGCCGAGAAACACUCAAAAAUCACAUGCUAGGUAUGCAUGGCAACCAGUUUUACCAUUUCUGUUUUGAUUGUGGUAAAGCUUUCAAAUCUUACUCUGGCUUCAACGACCACAACAAGACAAACCACGGCACAGGUGCCCACAAAUGUGAUGUCUGUGGCAAAUCAUUCUCCUGUAACAGCCGUCUACUCGUCCAUAAACGCAGCCACUCAAAUGAGCGACCAUUUGUGUGCAAUAGGUGUGGGCGCCGAUACAAACAUAAAAAGCCGUAUCGGGACCAUGUAUGUCUCUACCAACAGCCCAAUGAUGCCUCAGAUCAGGACAUUUUCAUCAAAUACUGAACAUGUUCAAUUUGUCAAGUGAUUAGACGUUGUAAGGUUUUCAAGUCUGUCCCCAGAUUUUACGUCAAGGUCAUUGUUUUUAUUUAACAUUACUUAGUAGUGAAGGAUAUGACCAGUUAUGACUCAAAUUUAGAUCUUGUUUCUCCAAAUUCACAAAAGUCAUUCCAAACACAUGUUUGUGUAAUUGUCAGUUACCUGGACGUUGGAUUGGGAAAUUCAGAUGUCCCUAUUACAGCUAUGCAGGUCAACACAACAACAUUUGGUAAUUUCUGUACAAAGUUUGUCUAAAAGUCGGAAAAGGAAAAGAUUUGAGUUGAUUAAGAACUAAUUUUUUUUUUUUUUCUGUGAAAUCUAAACAAAACAUAUGUGAAAAUGUAAACAUAUAUGUAUAUAUUAUUUGUAUGAUGGGAACUAUUAAGUGAUAUAUAAAAUAUUCAUCAGAGAU